Molecule: messenger RNA, 4002 nt
Organism: Stylonychia lemnae
Lineage: Eukaryota; Ciliophora; Spirotrichea; Sporadotrichida; Oxytrichidae
Source: the annotation of a GenBank genome assembly
AUGGAGUAAAGAGCGAAGCCAUUUGAAAAUAAUAAUGGCACAAACUUUUUUGAAGACUUCAAGGAGCCUAGAUCAAAGAUAGAAAAAUCAAACUGGCAUUUGUCAAAAUUUCUAGAAAUGAUUUAAAAGUAGAGAUCUUAAAAAUAAGAAAGGAUGGCAUUACCUGAUUAACAAGUUAGAAGAGCAACUAUAUUAAAUGAUGUCCAUGAAUUUUCAGUGGGAUCAUUUAAAUAUCAAUAUGAUGAGACUUAGAAAUAGGUAGAGAAAAUAUACAUCCCUAUGUUUCCUUAUCUCUAUGAAAAUGAAGGAUUCUUUCCUAACAAAAUAGAAGACAUAUCUCUUCAGUUUAAAAUACCGGAUAAUCACUAAUAACUAGACAUUGAGGAUAUCACUUAUCAAAACAUCCAAGUAGUGUUUCAUUAGAAGAUUCUUAAUAACUUGCAUAACAAGUAUUAACUAGACAUAAAGAUUGAUAACAUUCAAACAUUUGCAGCUUAAGAAAAAGAUAAUGAGACAGUCUCAAUUUUGAUUGUACUUAAAAAACCUUGUAUAGUAUUUCUCAAAGAUGGCUCUAAAAAGAGUAAUAUGAGAUAAAUAUUCUCUCCAUUUGUAUUCUCAGAUUCUGACAAACAGUUCUUAAACUAUUGGAAUUUAAAGCAAGUAAUUUAUCUUGAAGGGAAAUUCGAUCCAUCAAUGAGUUUAGAUGAACUCUGCAAAAAAUUAUAGAGAUUAGAUCAGAUUCCUAAGCUUGAAUUCACCUAGCUUGAUGGAGUAAAUGUUCUCUAAGAAGAGGCCUUAUUUAAAGAACAUGAAAAACUAUUAGAAACGAAUCAAAUUUUCAAUUAAAAAAUCUCGUAAUUUGUAAUUCCAGCAAGAUUUGCUAUGCUUUCCUUAUUAUCAACUAAAAAAGUUUCUAUCUUUGAUAGAACAAUUAUUAAUUUUAUGGAAUUGAUUUUGAAAAGAACUAUGCUUAAUCAUAAUGUGAGAAUAUUUUAGUAAAGUGCCAAUUAAUUUAAGGGAGAUUAUUUCAUGGAAUAAGGAAAUGAAGAAGUGUUAUAUGAGAUUAGAAGAAUAAUCUACAUUAUAGAUUAAAUGUGCAAUACCUCCUAUGUAAAAGCUUAAAUUCAAAAAUACAAGAAUAAGCCAAAUUAAGGUGGAAAAUAAAAUAUCUUGAGCGCUUUUGAAUAUCUCGAAAAAACUAGCGAAGAUAUCAGAAUAGAAAUACAAGAGGAAAAUCAGGAAGGCAAUGAUUUGAGAUUAAGAAGAGUAUAUCUAACCCCAACUCUUUUACUUUUCUAGCCAAAUGCUAAAGAUCAAACUAAUAGAGUGCUAAGAUAUAACGCAAAGAUCAAAGAUUUCUUUUUUAGGCUUGUUUUGGUCAGUGAUAAUAUGGAAAAGUUUAAAUUUGGAGCAGUAAGAUAGCAAGAACUUUUGGAGAAAAUGAAGGAAGUAAUGAAAUCUAAUCUUUUUGUAGGAGGUGUAAAUGCCAAAGUACUUAACUAUUCAAACUCUCAGCUAAAGAAUCAUUCUGUUUGGAUGGUCUGUGAAUCUAAAUUAGCAGGAAUAGAGAAAAAUUCAAUCAUUCAAAGUAUGGGAUAGUUCAUGAAUAAGGAAGGGUACUUAAAAAUGUUUGCUCGAAUUGGGCAAUGCUUCUCUACUACCAAAUUCGUUUGUAAAUUAAAUAACGAAGAGAACAUUAGAUCCAUUGAGGAUAUAAAGAUAAAAAAGACGGAUGAUAUUUAUGAUAAAGAAGGAAUGUAUACAUUUACAGAUGGGUGUGGAAAUAUUUCCGAAGAACUUUGUGAUGAAAUAGCAUAGAUGUUUUAAUUGGAGAAAUGCUCAGCAUUUUAAGUAAGACUUGGAGGUGUUAAAGGUGUAAUGAUGCGAAAGAUUUAUAAAGAUGAUGAUUAGGAGAGACUUGAGGGUAGAAUAAUUGAAGUAAGAGAUAGUUAGAAAAAAUUUGAAUGCAACAGUUGGGAUCUUGAAGUCAUUAGAUGCUCGACUUUCAGUUAAGGCUAUUUAAAUAGAUAGGUAAUUCUGCUCUUAAGCAGUCUCUAAGUUUCAGAUAAGGUAUUCCUAAAUUUACUUCAAGAGCAAGUCUCUAAACUUGAUGCUAAAUCUAUCAUUAAGGAUCUAGUUACCAGAUCAAGUGUUUUUUUAAGAUCAAGACUUAAUAAGGAUCAUUAAAAAUAAGCUAAAGCUGUUGCUGCAGAUAUUGAAUUAUUCUUUGGUCCAAGCAAAAUAUUUGCUCCUAUAUUUAAAGGUUCUCUCUUAUACAUAGCAAAAUAAAGACAUGAAGCUAUCUAACUAUAACAUGAAGUAAAAUUCACUUAUUUCAGCUUGGAGCAUGAGCCAAUAUUUAUUUCGAUUCUUGAAAACAUGGUCUUAGGGCUUGCUGUAAGUUUAAAGAAAAGAGCUAGAAUUAGAGUUAACAAGUCUUGCGUACUAAUUGGAGUUAUUGAUGAGACUGGAACUUUAAACGAAGGAGAAGUGUUUGUAAAAAUCAAUAAAUCUAGCUUUGAAAUUGAUCAAGCAAAGAAUGUGAUAGAGUAAAGGUUUAUUAAUCAAUAUGAAAAGAAAGGAAUGAAAACAAAUGCCUAGUUCAUGUACAAUCAUGAAGACUUCUAGAUGUCAGGCCCAGUAAUGAUAACUAAAAAUCCUUGCAGUCAUCCAGGGGAUAUCAGGCUAUUAAAUGCUAUAGAUGAAGAUGAUGAGAGAAGUUCCGUCUUUGAAGAUCUAAUAAAUGUUAUUGUUUUUCCAAGUAAAGGUAUCAGACCAGAAUAGCAUAAAAUGUCCGGUGGUGAUUUAGAUGGAGAUGUCUAUAUGUGUAUCUGGGAUGAGACUAUCAUAAAUGAACUGCUGCCAGAAAAUAUUUAACCGCCUGCUGUGUAUAAGAAAUUUGAGGCAGAUGAUAAAAUUAACAAGAAUGAUGACAUUGUAGAAUGCAUGGCUUACUAUUUCUAGAACGAUAAUUUAGGCCACCUCUCUCACUUGCAUUUAGGUCUUUGUGAUUAGAUUGGAAUAAAUGGGCCUUUUACUGAAGAUGCCAAGGAACUUUCUUGGUAUAUUUCAAUAGCAGUAGAUUUUGCAAAGCAUGGAAAAUCAGUAGCUCCUGAAAAGUAUGCAUAUUUAGAAAAAAAGUUGAAGCAGUGGCCAGAUUUUAUGGAUAAAACUGAUAAGGAUAGAAAGAAAGUAGAAUCAAAUCUCAUCCUGGGCUAACUUUAUAGAGCUGUAGAUUGCAAGAAGUACUACAAAAAUCUAAUUAAGUCUGAUCAUGAACUUACUAUACUUCAUUAGUAUAAACUGAGUCCAGCCAUUAUCCCUUUUGAUAAUUUUGAUGACUCUGAUAGUGAUGAUUAUAGCAAAAGAAACUUUUUAAGAUAUAUCUAACAUGCCUAUGAAACUAUAGUUAUGCCUGCUAACAAAAAAUUAAGAGAACUGAUGUCUGAAUAUAACAUAGCUUAGGAGUCUGAACUUUAUUGUACGACUUUAUCAUAUUCACUUAGUGAUGAUAACAUGGAUAAAUUCAUUGGAGAUCCUGGUAAUAAAGAUGAAGAUGCAGUUAAAGCUCUAAAUUAAAAAUUACAGGCUAUGAUCAAACAAUUCAAAUUAAUAUUUCAAAAUGCAGCUUAGUCGUAAAGUAGUUCUUAUUCCGAUUAUGCAAAAGCCGUUUAUUUUUCUGCUUAUUAUAAUUCAAAAAAUCAUAGAAUCGAUCACUAUGUUUACAGUAUCCUUUGGAGUCACUCAACUUCUAGAGAAGUUGCUCUAUAGCAAGACACAUUGAAAAGAUUCUAAGAAUUCUGGAAUGCAAAUAAUGUUCAGUAUCAAUCUCCUGAUCAUGUAGAAAUGUUUGAAAGAUUACUAGAUUUAAGUUAUUAUAAGAGAACUCUUAAAAAAGGACUAGAAUCUUCAAAGUCUAGAUUAUAGCUAAUGUUGGAAGUAAAGCAAUUAUUUAGUGUACCAUGGAUUAUAUGUCAUGAAUAUUUACUUGAUUUUGAGUGA